AUGAUAGUUUUACCAGACGACAUGUUCGACGACAUGUCUUCUCUCACGCUUCGAUCACUCACAUUAGCAUGCUUCCUCUCAAUGGUAGAGCUCCCAGCAUUCGACGAUCUGCAGAAUCUCGAGCGACUGGUUCUGGCUUCCAUGCCAGCGAUGGAAAGUCUGCCAGAUUUCUCGCCUGUCGAAGAUCUGAAGUCGUUUGCAAUAUCGGAUCGAGGCGCUUGGUGCUGCAACGGAUUCAUCGGAGACUGCAAUCUGAAUGAUCGCAAGUGUGGGGUAGUGCAUCCAGUAUGGGGGAACCCGGCAGUGACUUGCUUAACUCUUAAUCGCACCGAGAAACUGGCUGCUACUGCAACACUAAAAGUGGUCGACAAGUUCUCGUCCACCAUCUGUGGUCCUGUACUUGAAGCUGGUGUAUUGGAGGGUCCACCAACAGAGGACCUCAUGACUCCAUGCAAUGGGAUAAUGUAUCGACAGUGUCCAAGAACAAAUAAUGUCGAAUCCAUGUGCUACAACGCUCGAUUCAUGGGGAUUGCCUGUACUACAAACCCGUAUCCGAUUGAGAUGCGGCGUCAACAAAUAGCGAAAGGGGUAGGUGAUGUAUGUAUUUCCGAAGUCGAAGCGUGGCUGGGUUGCGCGUAA
Molecule: messenger RNA, 639 nt
Organism: Phytophthora infestans T30-4
Lineage: Eukaryota; Oomycota; Peronosporomycetes; Peronosporales; Peronosporaceae
Exons: 2
Coding region: 1-639 (212 amino acids)
Source: RefSeq, a predicted model, not a curated record